Molecule: messenger RNA, 2599 nt
Organism: Pleuronectes platessa (European plaice)
Lineage: Eukaryota; Metazoa; Chordata; Actinopteri; Pleuronectiformes; Pleuronectidae
Product: receptor-type tyrosine-protein phosphatase C
Exons: 14
Coding region: 256-1935 (559 amino acids)
Molecular function (GO): protein binding
Source: RefSeq, a predicted model, not a curated record
CUCUUUUCAAUGUGACUUGCACUCGCUCGACUUGAAACCAGAGGCGAGGUUCAGGGUUUGGGGAACAAGACGAAGAAGGAGAGGAAGAAGCGGCAACUGAUGAGACAGAAAACAUAUGUUGAGAACUUACUUCUCUCUUAGAGUCGUGUUAAGAAUUUUAAUUAAGCUUUGAUCAGGCGUCUUGAGAUCUGCAGGUCGGUCCCCUCUAGGACUGUGCUGUGUGGUCGUGACAAGAACACACCCUGACUCCUGGAUAUGGCAGGUCUCUGUGGUGUCAAGAUCCUGCUGCUCUGGGCUGGAAUCAUUGGUUUGACCAAAUGUCAAGUGUCCUAUGUACCAGACAAUGCUCCCACUGCCUCAGCUACAACCAGCGACACGAAAGGCCCUUCCUCCCUGACCUCAACUGAAGACUACUGGCUCAACAACACAGUGGAUAACACCACCCCAGUGCGUCGCUCUACAGCUCCGCUGCUAGAGUGUAAUUACACUGUAAAACCCAUCAAGUUUGGCCUCCAGAUUGACAUCACAAGCUCUGCAGUUAACCCUGUUCCUACCUCCAUAAUGAUUCAUGAAGAAGGGAAACCACAGACUGCAGCAAGAUCCUCAGCUCCUCAUUCCAAUCCAAGUUCAUCCCAUGAAAUCAAACAGCUGAAGCCCUGCACUAAAUAUGAGUUUAAUGUGACACUUGACGAUAAAGACCGACCAACACCCUGCGAACGCAUGACUGUAAAUGAUCCCAUUACAGAUCCAAUAAGUGAACAUGACAUUGAAGAUGCCAACUGCUACUUUACUGUGUGUUACCAAUCUGGAUGGGACAUCAGCUCUUUACAAACGACCCCAGAUAUGAUCCCAGAUCUGCAAUGUGGCAACAACACCGUCUGUUUCAAACCUGGUUCUGAUGACAUUUGCUCUAAUAUGACUUUCACCUUCACCUCCUGCACCAACACUUCCUUUCAGUUCAACAGAAACAUCACCCGCGAUUUUUUAGAUGUCAAAAAUAUAAAACAAAAUGCUCCAAAACAAUUUCCUGUAGAAUUUGAAACAAAAUUACCUCCAAACUGCAACCUCUCCAUUGAUUACACCUGUCAUGUGAUCUAUUCGGACUACCGCAAAAUGGUGAUUGAGAGUUUCAAAAAGGGUAAGAAUCUAUCUGAGCUGGAGCCUUUCACGUACUACAAGUGUAUCGGUCACAUCAAGGACAAGAACCAUGUCAACGUAUACGACACAACUGAAGUUAAAGUCCGGAUCGACUGUGAUCUCAAAAUAGACUUCACAAGUAUAAGCACCACCAACACAUCCUCUCAGCUGACCUGGACCACGACCAGUAACAGAUGUAAAGACGUGAUUCAGAAUCAUACGAGUCUUUCGUACCGCUGCGGCUGUGGAGAUUCAUACAAAUAUGCAGGUGACCUAGGUUUCAAACAGCCUUCAGGAGGAACCUGCAACAUUCCUGAUCUGCAGCCAAACAUGGACUACACCUGCUGGGUCCAACCCUAUUACCAGUACGGUCAAGUCGGGAAUCUCCUUUCUGUUCAACAGAAAACUGAGAUUGGAGUACCAGAGGAUGUACAUAAUCUGAAGCUGGAGGUCAAAGACCAUAAUACGAUCAUUGUGACCUGCAAUCAUUCUCAAAUCUUCAAUGGACCUGAGAGAAUAUUCAAAGCACAACUUCAUGAUGGUGGUAGCUCUGUGGAAAGAAAUGAUGAAACAUGUGAAUUUGAAUUCAAGAACCUGAAGUACUCUACGAACUACACAGUGAAGGUGACUGCUGUCAACAGUCUGUUUGAGAGCAACCCCAUCACAAAGCAUAUUUCUACUGAAUAUGUCGAUGCUGGAAUUGGUUUUCACGUCUUCCACAUCCUCCUCACGUCUGGAGCUCUGCUGCUGGUCGUCCACAAGAUCUAUGACUUGAGGUUCAGGAAGUCCCAAGAAUGAAGAGUUUGUCUUCUGUCUGUCCAGCAGAGGCCGCUGUUACCUCGAGAUCCCUGCAGGAGAUUUAUCCUCAAGAACAAAACAACUGAUUAACUUUGUUCAAGCAAAUUCAAACAUUCUGAUGAGAAUCUAGUUUCAGGAUCAGACUUUAAAAACAAGCUGGGUCCAAGUCUUAAAAUAAAUCAUGUAUUUAAGAAGAUACAUUUAAAUGUUCAUGUGUCGUAUGUUUGGCAUCUUUCUCGUUUUCUUCUUUUUUAAGCAGUGGUCCAUCACCGGGCUUUAUCAUAUAAAAGUGGAUAAUGCAAAGCUGCGAGAAAGCUCGUUGGUUCUGAGUGAAGUUCACAGCGGUUUGUUAUCUCUCUUAUAAAGGUCACUGUUUGAGACGUUACUCUUUGACCUCGAUCUUGCAGGUGGCCUGGAUGUCCCAUCAAAACUCUCUUUUAAAAUGUGCUGGUUUUACAUUUGCUUCAUCAGCUGAGAGUUUGACAACAUUAACUUCUAUUGUUUUGUUGUUUUUCAUAUCUUAUUUUUAAUUUUUAUUAGUGCUGACGAUAUAUAGAGAAAUUUGAAAUUAGUAAUAAAUGUAUAAUAUAUAGAGAAAUCUGAAUUUUUGUGUCGAUUAAUAAUUGAAGCCCUUGAAAACAAAUAAAGCUUUUUUUUAAUGCUC